Molecule: messenger RNA, 6201 nt
Organism: Suillus subaureus
Lineage: Eukaryota; Fungi; Basidiomycota; Agaricomycetes; Boletales; Suillaceae
Exons: 36
Coding region: 1-6201 (2066 amino acids)
Molecular function (GO): GTP binding; GTPase activity
Source: RefSeq, a predicted model, not a curated record
AUGUCGGACGUAGAAGAUCCCCCUCCGCAUAAUAAUGCUGGUGACCUAGUCCAGUCGAUCAAAGGGAUGUAUCGGGUCCUGGACUUAAUCAGUGAACAAGGGAGCGGUGGGCUAGUGGACAAAACUAUCAUUGCGCAGGAUUCACUCCGGGCAUUCACCAAUACUAUUUGUCCCGGUGCAUAUGUGUCCAUGACGAAAGUCAACUUCAGCGCGCUGGAUGCCUUGAUCGUGAAGCCCGUUGGCAUAUAUGGGAGCAAAGAGGAAAUAGUGCGAUUUCUGCUGUCUCUUGGUGUUGUUGAUGACCACGUAGCAGCGCAGCUUGUCGCAGACCACAGCGAGACCAGUGUUUCAACACCAAGCCUUCGUUCUGGACUUUACAUUGUCCGAACAAAUUGUGAAGCUACCUCCGAUGAACAACUAUUCAUUGUUUACUGGCCUGAGGAUGGUACUUGGGAUGAUGCAGCUCCUUCCUCCAUGAAACGAAACCGUGUCACCUUCAUGCGGUACCUCACGAAAAUUUGUGAUCAACUCACAGCGCUCGUCUCCCCUGAACAUUCUCGCUCUAUUGUAUGGAGUGAACGGGAAGAUGAAGACACCUUAACGGAAAUGGAAGACGAACAAGAUGAAUCUGACAGGAUGUUUACGUUUGAAGUUAAGAAAUCCAAUGAGCAGGAAGAAACCGUAAAACCACGUCCUGGAUUUCAGGCAACAGUGAACAUCAGACUACAUAGGCCUUGGUUAUUGCAUGGCGAGACUACUCAAGGGUUCAUGACAGUCAGCAAUGUACCGGCCAGGGAGAUCACCGUUGCGAAACAAGACAAUUUACAUGUGAACGAGAAUCUGGAUACCAACGCAAUUCGCCUUUUGCUAGGCGCAGGCCUUGGGAAUCGCUUUCCGCAACUGUACAGACAAUGGCAGCAGGAGUCUACCAGUAUUUCAUCGAAUGCCAGGGACAUCAAAGCAUCAACAGAGGCCAGAAUCAAGAUGACAUUGGAGAAGGAAUCGCCCCUUCUCGUUCGCACUAUUCACAAGGCAUUGGUUGAUGCAAUCAUUGGGGAAUUUCCUUGCGUCGUAGUAACGGGCUAUCCAGAUCAACUUCAAACUAUCAUUGAGCUAUACCCAGAAAUAGGGGAAUCAAUUCGUCGCACGGUGCAAAAGUUGCGCAUUGAGGUCAUUGACAGUCGUGAUUUCAAGACCUGCAAGGAGCGUGUCUGUAUCGCUCAAAGCCUACUUCGACAACUUCCCGACGUCCAGACGAAAGAUGAAGACUUUCUGAAUGCAAUUCUUCACGAGGACAUGAAACGUGUCAAGGAGUACCUCAGAGUUUUAGCACAAGGUUCUACCCCGCAUGGGCAGCAGAAGGGGUUACUUAACAAAGCUUUGAGUGGCUUCAAUUCCUUCAUCUCAUCUGGACCACGCUCCCAGUCCGUCGUAGAUCAGAUGCUCAAAGAUGCAGAAGCUUCUGCGUCUACGCUCAGUGAUGCUCAGUUCCUCGUUCAGUUGGAUGACGUCGAGAAGUUCCCUGUCAUGAAAAAAAUCGUCGCAGAGACCAGGGCUGUUGCAUUCACGCACUUCCAAUCACUUCUGACGAAGCAGACGACAACUCUAACUCAUUAUGGGCUUCGCAUACAAAUCGAUACAUGCCUGGCCCGGGCUCGUCGGGAAGCGGUCAGCAGUGAAGAACAACAACUGGCCGAAUCACGAAAGAGGUUCAUCAUUGAAAUCAAUGCCUGUUCACAGGCAAGUCGUAAUUCGCGAUCUUUCAAGCAGCCAAAGCUGAAAUUCACGGUCCACCUCAUGCAGUUGACUGCGCAAGAUCUACAUUCCUUGCAGUUCGAUCCUAGUUCGACUCCUUCGCCCAAGUUUAGGAACUCAUACUCGUUCAAGUUACCCAUUAAUGAUUCAGUGGUGAGAGCGCAACUUCUUCCAGGCGAAAAGAUCUUCCUUGCGACGACUGACCGGUUUGGAAAUUUGACGGUGUACCUGGAACACCUCACUGCUAUUGAUGGCGCCUUGGCUCGCGGCAGUCGCGGGAAACGGCUGAACCGCGAUAAAAUCGGCGAAUUUGUUCUUGCUUUCGACGAGUCAAGGCAUAUACUCAGCGUUAUUGCCACAGAGAAGGAAUGCAAUCAGCUUUUAUUACAUAUCUUCGUUUACGAUGACACUCGAGGUUUCCAGGCCAGCGGCAGUGCGAUCAACUUGACUCAAUGGUACACCGAAGGGACUUCCAUUAGCCAUGCGUGUUAUAUCUGCGGCUGUGAAGAAUUGCUGCUCGUUGAUACAUUCGCACAGGCAAGAGUCUACUCUCUGACGACAAUGCAGUUCAGGCCUGCGACGCUCGAUCUCAUCCAAAUUCCAGUAGCAGUUUACUCCACUCCAGAUGGUUCUUGCUUGAUCACAGCUCACGCCCAUGGGUCUAACUUGAAACUAACCGCCUACCACUGGAGCACGUUCGGCUCAACGGAUGGCAUCCCUCUCGAGAUUCCUGAUCUUCAAACAGACCAGCCACUGCUUCUGACUUCGUUGACUAGCCGGAAUAUCGUGCACUUAGUCACACUCGACGUCGACACUCAAUCAUGUCGAUCUAUCGCUCUGGACAUCACCCGGAAAGUGACAGAGUUCACCUUUAAAGAAAAGGGUGCCCGAGGAGGGCAUACAAUGUCCGAGAAUGUCAGUGGCACCGCCAAUAACUGUCUCAUCGACUGUCACGCCGAAGUGUGGACUCGCUUCCCAGUUCUUUCCGCCGUUCAGCGGGAAACGAUAACAUCGUCCAGUAGCAGAUGUCAGCGAACAUUGGUGUUCAUUGCGGAUCAGGACCAUCAUCUAUUUGCGCCGCACUUUCAUGAUCUUAUUUCACACUUCGAAAGAACGUCAAAGAAGCCAACCGGAGGCAUUCUCAAGUCACUGAUGGUCUCCGCAACUACAUUCUCCGCUUUUUCCGAUAGUUUCCUGUCAGGUGCGGAGUGGAGUGUAUCAAAAUUUCGUGCUGGGGAGUGGCUGGCGGAGUUCCUCUGCCUCAUUCCUAUCCAGAUUGCUGUAACCAAGGAAAACCGUUUUAUUCCACUCAAAAACGGCGUAUAUUCUACCGAACUGGAGAAGUCCCUUCUCGGCGCGGAUGUCAACCGCAUUGUUGACUACGUGUCUUUUGGUUGGUAUGAAUCUCUAUUUCAGUCAUACAUGGCCAAAAAGCCUGUCAAAGUUGUGUCGUCUAUGGGUGAACAAUCAGUAGGGAAAAGCUUUUCCUUGAAUCAUCUCGUGGACACAUCUUUCGCUGGAUCGGCGAUGCGCACCACGGAAGGAGUGUGGAUGUCGGUGACUCCAACGAAAGAUGCCCUUGUAGUCGCUUUGGACUUUGAAGGUGUUCAUAGUAUCGAGCGUUCCGCUCAAGAAGAUACCUUGCUCGUACUGUUCAAUACUGCAAUUUCUAACUUGGUAUUAUUCAGGAACAACUUCGCCUUGAACCGCGAUAUUACAGGUUUAUUCCAAUCAUUUCAGUCGAGUUCGACCGUCCUAGAUCCAGCAGCCAAUCCGAGUCUAUUUCAAUCAGCAUUGGUUAUCAUCAUCAAGGAUGUCGUGGAUUCGGACAAAGCAGAAAUCACCAAAGAAUUUGCUCUUAAGUUUCAGAGGAUAGUCCGAGACGAACAAGAAGCCAACUUCAUCUCUCGCCUCCACGCUGGACAGUUGAACAUAGUUCCUUGGCCGGUGAUCGAGUCACGGGAGUUCUACAAGCUGUUCCCAACCCUCAAGCGUCGGUUAGACAAACAAAAACUGACGCACAAUACAGCUGGAGAGUUCCUUCAUACGAUGAAGACGUUGAUGGCAAAACUGAAGGCAAAUGACUGGGGAGCCCUCUCACAAUCGAUGGCCUCGCAUCGAGCACAGCUACUUCUAGCCGUAUUGCCCAAUGCUCUGGCAUUUGGAUUGCAAGAGAACUUGGAUAACGACGUUCCCAUUGACAUGCCCGAUACUUCCUCUGAAUUUUCGUUGGUUACUGGGGGGGUUCAACAAUCGUCCUCCCGCGAGGCCACACUACAAGUCCUGUGUCAUGCAUGGGGAGACUACAAUUCUCGCCAUUAUGUUUCGGAAGAUAUUUGGAUUGAAAAUUUGACCACUCACAUCAAUAACCUGGUCGGUCUGCGCAUCGCUCAUGUUGGCGAGUGGAUAUUGUCGAACGUCGCUCGCUUCCAAAGCGGGCAAGCUAGCAUUGACGAGCUUAUGAGAGCCUUCGACAGCGCAACAGUGGACUUGAGGAGCAACUGUCAAUUAUGCAAGCUGAAGUGUGCAAGCUGCGAGCUGCUCUGUAUUCAGAGCCGACUGCACGACGGACAGCAUACUUGCCAAACUUCCCAUGCUUGUAUACAUCCUUGCGAUUUCUGUGUUUCGUCUGGAGAGACCAAGGCUUGCUCGAUGUCAGCGGGACAUUCAGGCAAUCAUAUAUGUGUUGUUAAUGCGCAUCUUUGUGGUCAAAUUUGCGGCCUAUUCGGGAGACAGGGAUGUCUGGAUGAGUGUACGAAGGUGAUCGGCCACACCGAGGGCGAUCAUUUAUGUGCUGCCACUGUACAUGCCUGUGGUCAGGCUAACGUUGGCCAAUGUGAUGUGGACCAUGAUCAACACCAGUGUGAUGCCCGACUUUGUUCUUUCCCUUGCCAACUUUGCAAAAGACUCUGUACGAACACAGACCAUCUUCACGGCUUGCAGGACGGCGCUGUUCAUCUCUGCGGAGAGGAACAUUUGUGUUCCAAGGCAUGCACUGUUGAUGGCAUCUGUGAAAUUGAGACUACGCCUCAAUCGAUAGAGGCAACGUUCACCGGAAGACACGAGACGUUCCAGUACACAAAGUACUCCCAAGUGGCUAAACGACUGAGAUGUGUGAAGAUAAUACCGCCAGGAGCGGUGGCCCACAAAGGUUCACACAAUCAUAGUUUGGACAAAAAUGUGGUGCAUUUUUGCAGAGAGAGAUGUCACUCUUCACAAACCGUUGCACCAGGCCACCCGCAACAAGAGCAUGAAACUAGACACGGAUCCAUGUCUUCGUCUCGAUGGGCAGUAGAUGGCCCCGAUGAUACGGGUCUCGAGGUCGAAGGACGUCGCUUCUCUUCGAAUGAUGAGGGGACGCCGAUGAUGUGCAACCUUGUCUGUCAAGCAGUGGGACGCCAUAUACACAUCGACUACUGUCGUGCCACGGAUGCCUCUGCUUGCAGAGGGAAUAGCGAGGUUCAGCAUAUUUCUAAGAGACUGGUACCCAACCCAGAACGUGCCAAGGAUUAUGUGACGCACAAUCUCUUCUGGCGGCGGGCUGGCUUUAAGGAUCCUUAUUCUCGAGAGGAGCAAGCAAAUUUCGCCAAGUGCGGACCUGAGCACACCGCUGCUGCCGGAAAUGCUGCUCAGCCAUCCUAUUGCACUUUACCUUUGUUUCACCCGCCAGUAGAUCCUAAUAAUACCCAGAUCGGUUUAGGAUACAUUUCCGAAGACGGACAUCUCUUUUCAUGCAGGAAUCCCGUGAUCAUCCAGCAAGCAUUCCAUGUAUCCUCUUCAAUGAGCUUUCGUGACAGACGUCCUCUUCCGAACACUCCUGCCUCGGACAGAAUUACGCGACGCUCUGACAACCGGUUUGGUGCCGUGCUGUCUUCACUAUAUUAUUUCUGGUCUGCCCGUGCUGCAGCAAUUAGUGCUCAGCAGGGAGCCCGGCGCGACUCUUACAGUGUUAUUCUUUUCGACAUGUCCACAACAAACGCCAUCGUCAACGACUUUUCUAGUUCACCUGACCAGCUGCUAGAUGCUAUGUUGCCUCAUUCAGCUUAUGGAGGCACCAGCUUCACUGUUGCGAUUCAACAAACUCGAUCAGUCAUGGAACAACAUUGGAGUACAGAAAGGAGCCCCGUAAUCAUAUUUUUGUCGGAUGGCGAGUGCUAUAUCGCAGAUCAGCCUGUUCAAGAUUUGUGCCGCUCCGCGGUUCGUCUUGGCAAACCACUGUCUUUCCAUGCAGUGUCAUUUGGUUCAGAUACAUCUUCUACAUACCUGCGAAGAAUGUCUCAAAUCGCGCUUGACAUUCAAAACAAUGCCCCAAGAGAUCCAUUGGUCCCACCAGCAGCAACAGUCGCGUCUUCAUAUACGCAGGCCUUAGAUACGGUACAACUUGCCGAAACGUUCUUAGGAAUUGCAGAAUCACUUAGGAAGCCGAGAGGGUCUCUCAUACAUUGA